AUGAUUUUACCUCCAUAUCCUUAUCACCUACAUCCUAAAGCAAUCAUCCAAGAUCUAGUUGACUUCCCUUUACAAUUCUACUCAAGAGACCUCGCUUUAAAGAAUAUGGAUAGAUCUUUAAACAUUUUUCAUGCUAAAAUGCUAAAAGAAGCAGGGCAUCGCUGCAGAUUAUUCUUAUCUUUACUUGCAAAUAAUAAAAUUCAAGACUUAGAAGAUCUAUGUGAGCUAAACUUGUAUAAAAAAAUCAAAAAUUCAAUAGCAUCCUUCAAAGGCCAAGGAUACACAAUUAAAUCAAUUGGAGACAUAGAAAAAUCCAAAACAAUAUAUUUAGGGAGCACCAAAUAUAUAGGCAAUUUGCUUCCUUAUCGAAACUUAAAUUUGCCAAAAUUCAACUAUAAAUCUCGUCGAUCUAAUAUACCUAUUUUUCGCAGAGCUGUUGAAUAUUAUUAUUUUGGGGUUUAUUAUAAGCUUUUAAAAUGAUAUAAAAAUCCUGGCUAUGACGGUAAAAUUUACUCGCUUGACUUGAAGCAUCUUAAUACACUAGAUGAUAUAUCACCAUUUGAAGAUGAUUUAGAAAAUCUAAGAAACGCCUUGGACUUUAAAUCAAUUACGAUGUAUGUUUUGGACGUAGGCUUUACUAGUUCCUUUAAACUGCUAGUAGUAGACAAAGAUGGGAAUAUUGUGGAAGGAGAAGAAAAUCCAGAAAAAUUAGAGUUUCACUCUUUCAGAUUAGAAAAGGUCAUAAAUAAUAAAUCAAGAGCUGAGUGAAUGAAAUCGAAUUUUAAAGGAAUUUUAAAUGAAUUUAUUAUUAGUGAUGUAGAUGGAUUGAUGGAUGGAAAUCCAUUUACUAAAUAA
This is a messenger RNA of Blepharisma stoltei, 855 nucleotides long. Lineage: Eukaryota; Ciliophora; Heterotrichea; Heterotrichida; Blepharismidae. The record is from the annotation of a GenBank genome assembly.